Molecule: messenger RNA, 2302 nt
Organism: Mangifera indica (mango)
Lineage: Eukaryota; Viridiplantae; Streptophyta; Magnoliopsida; Sapindales; Anacardiaceae
Product: histone-lysine N-methyltransferase CLF-like
Biological process (GO): chromatin remodeling
Cellular component (GO): PcG protein complex
Molecular function (GO): protein binding; histone methyltransferase activity
Source: RefSeq, a predicted model, not a curated record
AUGGCUCAUGCUAGAUACGAAAUUCUAGUGAAGGAAGAGAAGGCUGUUGUGGGCUCUAACAGUGGCCAUGAAGUUCCAAAUUUGAGUUUUGUUGGAAAAGAUCUUGAAGCAGCUCUGGAUUCUUUUGACAACCUAUUUUGUCGUAGAUGUCUUGUUUUGAUUGCAGGCUACAUGGAUGUUAGCAGGACCUUGUGUUUCCAGCUGAUUAAACAGCCUCCAUCAUACCAUUUGGACGUGGAUAAUAUGCCAUGUGGCCCACAUUGCUUUCGAUCGGUUCUGAAGUCAGAAAGAAUUGCUGUAGGUAGCUCCCCAGUGAAGGUUAAUAUUGAAGAAAAAUCUGUCUCAUCAUCUGAUUGUGCUGGGGCUGAGACAUCAUCCAGGAAGAAAUCGUCAGUUCUGUCUGCUAGGAGACGGGUGAAGUCCUACCAAAGUGAAAGUGCUUCGUCAAAUGCAAAAAACAUUUCUGAAAGCAGUGACUCAGAGGUUGGGCCCAAGCCAGAUAGCACUGCUACCAGUUCAUCACCCUCAAAAACUAAGGUUGUUGGAAAAUAUGGAAUACGUAAAAGGAAUAGCAAGCGAGUUGCUGAACGUGUUCUUGUUUACAUGCAAAAGAGACAGAAGAAAAAUGCAGCUUUUGAUUCUGAUUCCACUGUGAGUGGAGUUCCUCCACCUAGUGAUAUGAAACUUAGAUCUUAUUCACGCAGAGAAAAUGAAGAUGCUAAUUCCUCUUCACAUACGAAUGUUAAAUGUCCAAACUCUGGAAGGACUAGGAAGAAGGGAGUACAGGAUAGCCGCAAUUUAGUGCAGGGUGAAGUUGCCAAUGUUCUAUUGUCUGAGAUGAUUACUGACCCACCUGCAACCAGCAGCAAUGACACCUUUAGGAAAGAAGAGUAUGUGGAUGAAAACAUGUGUAAACGAGAACUAAGUGAUGAUAAAUCUUGGAAAGCUGUUGAAAAGGGUCUUUUUGAUAAAGGUGUUGAAAUCUUUGGCAGGAACAGUUGUCUAAUAGCUAGGAACCUAUUAAAUGGAUUGAGGACUUGUUGGGAGGUUUUCCAGUACAUGACUAACUCUGAGAAUAAACUCUUUGGCGAAGGUGAUGCUGCAAAUUCUCUCCUUGAAGGCUAUUCUAAGUUUGAUUUAAAUGGAAAUAUGGGUAACAAUGAAGUAAGAAGAAGAUCAAGAUUUUUACGUAGGAGAGGUAGAGUACGUCGCCUGAAGUAUACUUGGAAAUCUGCUGCUUACCAUUCAAUUAGGAAACGCAUUACUGAGAGAAAAGACCAGCCAUGCAGGCAAUACAAUCCAUGUGGCUGCCAAACUGCUUGUGGAAAGCAGUGCGCUUGCCUUCUAAAUGGAACCUGCUGUGAAAAGUAUUGUGGAUGUCCCAAAAGCUGCAAGAAUCGAUUUAGAGGCUGUCAUUGCGCUAAAAGUCAAUGCCGAAGUCGUCAGUGUCCAUGUUUUGCGGCAGACAGGGAAUGUGAUCCUGAUGUUUGUAGGAACUGUUGGGUCAGUUGUGGUGAUGGUACUCUCGGAAUUCCUGACCAAAAAGGUGAUAACUAUGAAUGUAGGAACAUGAAGCUUCUCCUCAAACAACAACAAAGGGUUUUACUUGGUAGAUCCGAUGUUUCUGGGUGGGGAGCUUUCUUGAAGAAUAGUGUUGGAAAGCAUGAAUAUCUUGGUGAAUAUACUGGAGAGCUGAUUUCACAUCGAGAAGCAGACAAGCGUGGAAAGAUAUAUGAUCGUGAAAAUUCAUCAUUUCUCUUCAAUCUCAAUGAUCAGUUUGUUCUUGACGCUUAUCGGAAGGGUGACAAAUUGAAGUUUGCAAAUCAUUCUCCAGAUCCAAACUGCUAUGCUAAGGUCAUCAUGGUUGCUGGGGAUCAUCGGGUGGGCAUUUUCGCCAAGGAGAGAAUUAGUGCUGGUGAGGAACUUUUCUAUGAUUAUCGUUAUGAGCCAGACCGAGCUCCUGCUUGGGCUAGAAAGCCUGAGGCAUCUGGGUCAAAAAAGGAUGACGCUGCUCCAUCAAGUGGUCGUGCUAAGAAGCUUGCUUAGUAUAAGCAUUUAUUAUGAAACUCAAAAGUUAAAAUUUUCACAUUCUUUUAACAGGUAGAAGCAUCAUUCUCAUUAACCUUGGAGAAAAGUGUCUUCUCCAUCAUUUUGUUGUUGGAGAUGCAAUUGUCAUCUCCAUGGAUAAUUUAAUUCAAUUCUUACUUUGAUUUAUGUUUAUCCCAUUGCAGACUCAGCCACUAACGUAAGGAAAUUAGUUUCAUUGGAUAAAGGGCAAUAGAAAAAGCAGUAUUAUUGACUA